CCAAAUCCCCAUCAAAAAUGUGUCAAACAAUACUCCAAAUCCACGCCUGUGGUUGCCCCGGCCAAUGUCUCCGUCGUUACUGCGCCCUCCCCAUGCGAGGCUGCGACGAGCGUGCACGCAAUCUCGAACGCCAACACCUCCCCAGUUCAUGCGACCGCCACGCCCGCCUUCGAGGCCGCAACAUUCCCAACCAACCAUACGACGAUGUCCACCCAGCACUGCGCCGUGGCCCGAAGAGCCCCAGCCCAGCGCCCAGAAUGUUCGGAACACUACGCAAUCCAGCCCGUGACCUCGAAUCCAUUAACAUGCCAUCCGCCCGUUCCCGCCGCGGCUCCGAAGAACCACGCUUCUACAGCAACAUGCGCAAUAUAAGUGAGAUCCCACACAUGCCGCAAUUCGCAUCAUCGCAUGGCCGCCGUGGCUCCGCCGGUAUCUCAAAGCACGGUAACGCACGCAAAGCUUCGUACUCCGAAGUCCAACGCGAAGCAACCUACCAGCGUCAAGCCGACGUCCGCUCCAAACGUCACCACUACCAGCAGUGCGAACGUCUCGUUGCUUCAGGCCGAUACUCCCAGAAUGAGCUCAGUGACCAUCCUCUCAUCCAACAGCUUUCCGAACAAGAUCGAUUCACCCUGUUUUAUGACGCCGAGCAGCGUGAACGCGAACGUGAAGGUGAGCGCCGUUCCAGAAGACGAGGAGAUGGACAGAAGAGUCGCUGUGUUGUCAUGUAAGUCUCAAAGGG
Molecule: messenger RNA, 742 nt
Organism: Exophiala viscosa
Lineage: Eukaryota; Fungi; Ascomycota; Eurotiomycetes; Chaetothyriales; Herpotrichiellaceae
Exons: 1
Coding region: 18-731 (237 amino acids)
Source: RefSeq, a predicted model, not a curated record